AUGGGGGGGGCUUGCGGGAAGAGUCGGGGGACAGCUGCUGCUGCUGCUGCUGCGCCUCCUGUCUCUGCUGCUGACAAAGCAGCAGAAGCUGCAGCUUCUGCUGCUUCUCACGCUGAAAAGGCGCAGGAAGCAGCAGCAGCAGCAGCUGCUGCUGCUGCCAACGGCGCAGCAGCAGCAGCAGCACUCACUGGCGAGCAGGAGCCAGCCAGUGCCUCGGACGAGAAGGACACAAACCCCACAAACGCAGCCAGUGCGGAGCAGCAGCAGCAGCAGGAGCAGCAGCAGCAGGAGCAGCAGCAGGAGCAGCAGCAGCAGCAGGAGCAGCAGCAGCAGCAGGAGGAGGCCGCAGCAGCGCAGCAGCCGGCGUCGCCGGUGGUGGCGCUGUCUGCUGCCGACGCAGAACUGCUGGCAGCAGCGCAGCAGCAAGCAGCAGCAGCAGCAGCAGCAGCAGCAGCAGCAGCAGGAAGCAGCGCGAACCUGCCGCAUGCGUACUUGUUUUAUGCUGCUGAACUCAACGAAGGCUCCUUAAUUCUGCAGUGGACUGCAGCAGCACUGCAGCAGCAAGAAAUCCAAGACAAGAAGCUGCUGCUGCUGGCCUCCUUCGUGCCUCCCAAGUACAAGACUGUCUCCAGAAGCAAGCUGCAGCAAAACGGAGGAGUCACCUUCUUGCUGCAGGAGAUGAAGGGGGAGCGUACGUGCAGCUUUCCCGGCGGGGAGGCGACGCGGCGUUCAGCGAAGCGGACGUUGUGA
Messenger RNA from Eimeria necatrix, 750 nucleotides. Its product is annotated as Immune mapped protein 1, related. NCBI's taxonomy places the organism in Eukaryota, Apicomplexa, Conoidasida, Eucoccidiorida, Eimeriidae. The record is from RefSeq and is a predicted model, not a curated record. The transcript is spliced from 2 exons. Bases 1 to 750 code for a protein of 249 amino acids.